AUGGCCGUUUCACAGAGUCUUUUCAAGAAGGCAAUCCCAUUAUAUCACUCAUCAGCUUUUACAGCUCCAUUAACGGCCAAAACUGUAAGAAUAAACAUCCCAAAUUUCAUUUCACUAUCAGCCCAAAUGAAAGGUUACAAUUACCUAUCCGAUUUAGAACCUAUAGAGAUACCACCAGAAAAGCCUGAUAAGGAGCCACCAAUAUCACCUCCAAGCCCAAGCCCAGAUUUUCCAGGCCCACCAAAUCCAUUACCACCUGAACAUGAUCCACCAGGCCCAGACAUGCCUGGGCCUCCGCCCGAGAUUGUUCCGCCUGGUGGGCCCGAUGUUGUACCUCCGGUGGGGCCAGAGAUUGUUCCACCUGGUUGGCCCGAUGUUACACCUCCGGCCCCACCGGAGAUUAUUCCACCUGGUGGGCCGGAUGUUGUACCUCCGAAACCGGAGGAGAAUUCAGUAGAAAAUGUGUUAGAUAUAAAGAAAAGCUCAUCUUGA
Molecule: messenger RNA, 492 nt
Organism: Lycium barbarum (goji berry)
Lineage: Eukaryota; Viridiplantae; Streptophyta; Magnoliopsida; Solanales; Solanaceae
Exons: 2
Coding region: 1-492 (163 amino acids)
Source: RefSeq, a predicted model, not a curated record